AGGGGUACAUUACUUACACACACAGAAGCAUACUGCAACAGUGGCAAGAACUGACUAGAUUUCUUCAAAGGAUGUCCACGAUUACUUCAGUUGAUGUGAAUGGCCUAACAGUCAAUCAAGAGCUUCCACAACAAAGGGCUGGAGUAGGAAUCGUAAAUAAUAACAUGACCACAUUUCGGACUUUUCCUCAUCUGGAAUUUUUCCCCAAAACACAUUUAGUGGGGCUUGGGACUGUUCAGAUAAUGACUGGCAUAGUGAUUGUGCUACUAGGCAUUGUAAUGCUAUUUGAUGCAUGCCCUACAGUUGGUGUCUCCAUCCUGAUUGUGUACUGGGGACCCCUUAUUUUUAUUGUAGCGGGUUCUUUAACCAUUGCUGCAGCAAAUAAACAAAUUUCCUGUCUGGUGAAAGGUUCUCUUGGAAUGAAUGUGAUCAGUGCAAUAACUGCGGGAAUGGCCAUCUUUUUACUGAUGUUAGAUGUUUUCAAUUUCCCAAGGUUUUCUGAUUGUCCACGAUAUCCAAAUGUUCCAUCCCCGCCGUACCGUCUUGGGAUUAGUGGUGUGUUGGUGGUGUUAUCCCUUCUUCAGUUUAUAAUUUCCAUCUGUCUGUCUGCAUUUCCAUGCACAACCAUCACCUACUGUCAACCUUCAGACGGUUGCUCACAAGAUGCUACAUGGGACUACAGACUACAGUCGGAGGGGUUGGGGUAACGCCCAAGCAUCAGAGAAUGUUCGCCACAAGAAGGCAGAAGUAAAUUUUUUUUAUUUUGAUUAAAGUUUAUGAGGG
This is a messenger RNA of Misgurnus anguillicaudatus (oriental weatherfish), 783 nucleotides long. The record is from RefSeq and is a predicted model, not a curated record. NCBI's taxonomy places the organism in Eukaryota, Metazoa, Chordata, Actinopteri, Cypriniformes, Cobitidae.